Molecule: messenger RNA, 4452 nt
Organism: Trematomus bernacchii (emerald rockcod)
Lineage: Eukaryota; Metazoa; Chordata; Actinopteri; Perciformes; Nototheniidae
Gene: grin3a
Product: glutamate receptor, ionotropic, N-methyl-D-aspartate 3A
Exons: 10
Coding region: 1-3783 (1260 amino acids)
Biological process (GO): synaptic transmission, glutamatergic; ionotropic glutamate receptor signaling pathway; modulation of chemical synaptic transmission
Cellular component (GO): postsynaptic membrane; plasma membrane
Molecular function (GO): NMDA glutamate receptor activity; transmitter-gated monoatomic ion channel activity involved in regulation of postsynaptic membrane potential
Source: RefSeq, a predicted model, not a curated record
AUGAUGAAGACGGUGGUGAUGAUGAUGAUGAGGAUGAUGAAUGGCCCGGCAGCUCGAACAGGCACUGGGGUCCCGCCGUCAUUAUGUUUACUGCUGUGCGCUCUAGUCUUUCUCCCAUCGUGCGUUCACUCGCACCCGCAGCCGUGCCAGGUGCUGAAACGGAUCGGACACACGGUUCGGAUCGGGGCUCUGCACGUGCAGCCCCGCUUGCUCUCCACCACAACCACCGGUAGCUCUAAAGACUGGGACGCGGAUAGAGGCUGGAUUGGAAGUGAGGAGUUGGAAAAGCAGGUAAAAACAAGUUCUGGUGCACCUGGAUACGGAAGCCUCAGGACUAGAGGCACCGUUAAUGCCCAGAGGGGGGCCAGCAGGAGUAAGAGCCAGGCAAGGCAGCGUGAGGAGAACACCUCGAGGGAGAACCGCGUGUUCGCACCCCGAGACUCGGUCCUGCUCGCGGUGGAGGCUCUCAACCGGGCCGGAUUGCUGCCAUACAAUUUAUCCAUGGAGGUCGUCAUGGCCGUUGGGUCCGGUUUGGGGGAGCUUCCCGCGUUCUCCUCCUCCUCUGCGGGCAGCCCCGAGGGCGACGACCCGCUGUCUUUCUUGGAGAGCGUUUGUCACACCGUCAUCGUGCAGGGGGUUUCCGCCAUGGUCUCCUUUCCACGGAACCGGGACGAGUUCGUCAAGUUGGAAUUCAUCUCGCUCGCGCUCCAGGUGCCAGUAGUCAGCGUUGUUCAGAAGGAGUUUACGCGCCAAAGUGAGAACCCUCUCCAUUUCCAACUGGCGAUGCGGACCGUUGAGGCCCCACCGUCCCGUCUCCUCUCUACCCUUCUGAUGAUGAAUGGCUGGUGGGACAUCAGUAUUCUGCUCUGUCAGGAAUGGGACAUAAGCGAUUUCCUCCUCCUCGUCAAAAACAACACCCGCUUCCACCUGGGCACUCUAGUGAACCUGACCAGUUCCGCUUCAUCUUUGUCACCGUCUUCAUCUUCACCAUCACAAUCAGGAUUGGCAUCAGGAGGGGAGAUUUCAUCGUCAUCAUCUUCCUCUUUGCCUUACUUCUCCCCUGCUGCCUCGUCCUCUGCUGCUUCUGCCUCCACUUCCUCUUUCAAAUCGGACCAGCAGCAGGCUCUCAUGCGGCAGCUGGAGGCCCUGAGAGAACCUUCGUCCACCAGGGGAGUGGUGACGUUUGGGUGCGAGAUCCGCGAGGUCCGGCGCCUGUGGACGCUGGCCAGUCGGAUGACGCUCCCAGAGUUUCACUGGGUUUUGGGGGACAGCCAGAAUGUGGCCGAGCUGAGAACAGAGGGGUUGCCCCUGGGGCUACUAGCACACGGCAUCAUGGGAUCCCCCUCUCUUGAUCACUACGUGCAGGACUCGGUGGAGCUGGUCGCGCGGGCCGUGGGCAGUGCGGCCAAAGAGAACCCUGUCCUGGCACUCAUACCUGGAACUACUAACUGUAUGGAUGUACCGCAGAGCAACGGCAGUUCGGGGGAAUACUUGUCAAGAUUUCUAUCCAACACAUCAUUUGAGGGCCAGACCGGUUUUAUAUCCAGAGACUCUCUCAGCCAGAAUGUCAUCUCAGAGGCCCAUCACUACAUCUGGUCCCUCCAGCUGGACCCUCUAGGCCAGCCAACCUGGACCCGCCUGGGACGCUGGCGCAGGGGGGAAGUUCUCAUGGACCGCCGGGCCUGGCCGAGCCAUCAGGGAUCUGGGGGCGGAGGAGACUGGCGUCGAUCCGCGCGACUGCACAUGCGGGUGGUGACGCUGGUCGAGCACCCGUUUGUGUUUACCCGCGAGGUGGACAGCGAUGGGAUGUGUCCCGCGGGCCAGUUGUGCCUCGAUCCGCUCACCAAUGAUUCUUCGGUUGUUAAAGGAUUAUUCAAGAAGCUCUCGGGACGCAAUGGAUCUGUCCCCACAGAAUUGAAAAAGUGCUGUUAUGGUUACUGCAUAGACCUGCUGGAGAAGCUGGCAGAGGACAUGGGCUUCACCUUCGACCUCUAUAUUGUAGGCGAUGGGAAGUACGGUGGGUUCAAGAAUGGGCGGUGGACAGGAUUGGUGGGGGAUCUGCUCAGUGGCGCCGCCCACCUGGCAGUGACAUCUUUUAGCAUUAAUUCGGCCAGGAGCCAAGUCAUCGACUUCACUUCACCCUUCUUCUCCACCAGCCUGGGAAUUCUGGUUCGUACGCGCGACACAGCUGCACCCAUCGGUGCCUUCAUGUGGCCUCUCCAUUGGUCCAUGUGGCUCGGCAUCUUUGUUUCACUCCACGUCACCGCUGUUUUCCUCACCCUGUAUGAGUGGUUCAGCCCGUUUGGUAUGACCCCACGUGGACGCAACCGCGACCGGGUCUUCUCCUUCUCCUCGGCGCUCAACGUGUGCUACGCCAUUUUAUUUGGGAGAACGGUGGCCAUCAAGCCGCCAAAGUGUUGGACAGGCCGCCUGCUGAUGAACCUCUGGGCCAUCUUCUGUCUGUUCUGUCUGUCCACCUACACCGCUAACCUAGCUGCCGUCAUGGUCGGGGAGAAGACCUACGAACAACUGUCAGGGAUACAUGACCCAAAGUUGCACCAUCCCUCUCAGGGAUUCCGAUUCGCCACAGUUAAAGAAAGCAGCGCGGAGGACUACCUCAAGAAGAGUUUUCCUGAGAUGCACGAGUACAUGAGAAGAUACAAUGUCCCGGCGACACCAGAUGGCAUACAUAAUCUCAAGGCUGAUCCUCAGAGACUGGAUGCAUUCAUCAUGGAUAAAGCUCUGCUGGACUACGAGGUUUCCAUAGAUGCAGAAUGUAAGACACUUACAGUCGGGAAACCCUUUGCAAUAGAAGGCUAUGGAAUCGGUCUCCCUCAGAAUUCUCCACUCACCUCCAACAUCUCAGAGCUUGUUAGUCAGUACAAGUCUGAUGGCUUCAUGGACACGCUGCAUGACAAAUGGUACAAGGUUGUGCCCUGCGGAAAGCGCAGCUUUGCUGUGACUGAGACGCUGCAGAUGGGAAUAAAGCAUUUCUCCGGUCUGUUUGUGAUGCUCUGUGUGGGCGUGGUCUUGUCUCUUGUGACCACAGUAGCAGAACACAUUGUGUACAAGCUGGUGAUCCCGAGGGUCAAGGAGCCACGCUUCAGAUACUGGCUGCACACGAGCCAGAGAUUACACCGAGCCCUUAACUCCGUCUUCAACGAUGACAAACUGCAGACUGUAACCAAGCCUGAUAAGAGGUGCAAUGAGGGAAACAACCAGUCAGCAUGUUGGAAUCCUUCAGAGUCGUCCCACUGCAACAGGCGUAGGGUCCUUCCUCAAGAGAUGCAGAAUGACCUGGAACGCCCAACCUCCCAGGAGCUCCCUGGACCACCACCCCCAUCCCCUCAGUCUCAUCCACAUACUUUCCCCCUACUGAAGAAGCACCUACCCAUAGUGACCAACACUAACGGUCGCUCUGACCUGCUGGGGCGGGGGUUGGGCCAAGGACUUGGGCCAGGGCAGGGUGGCUCCGGGCAGGGGACGACCUCGGGCCCAUGCCGGGCUCUGGGUGUGGGCGACUGCGGCCCCGGGCUGGGUGUGGGCAGGAAGCCGCUGGUUCAGGAGCUGUCAGAACUUGAGGGUCAAAUCCUCGUUAUCAAGCAGCAGCUGCAGACAGCAAUGAGAAGGAAGCGAGAGCUAGAACAGUACCAAUCAGAUAACCAGCAAGCAAACCAGACUUCACACAGUCAGCCCACUACUCACCAGUCUAACCAGUUUGCUCAGUACACCCAGCCCCACCAGCAGACUAACCAACACACAAACACACUACCCGAGUUCUGAAAAUGUUCUCCUUUGUUCUGCCUAGACAAAUGUGAUGAGACAUGGGACAAGUUUCCUAAAAGGUUAUGGAAAAGGAUCCUUUUAUGAGUUUUGGAGAUGGAACCUUAACCUUCUGGAAGUUGAAUCAGGAGUUCCCCUGAUUGCCCAACUGAAACGUUCUCCAGGGACCCUGCUCUGUCACUCCAGUGGAACAUUCCCUGACUUCUGGAACGUGUGAUUCACUAAUACGACAGCCAUUGGACAAAGGUGAACCAGGGACCAAAUCUGUCCUCACUAGCGUGUUGCUGUCACUGAAAAGCUGGCCAAAGUUUCCUCUUCGUUACCCUCGCAUUCCCCAUUUUUUGUACACCUCACUGAUCCCUUCAUUUUUUUCCUUUGACUUCCAUUCCUAAUGCCCUCUACUUCGUCCUUCUCAUCCCUUUCCUCUAAGCCUUGUCUCUUCAAGGGUAAGAGAUCUGCUUGCAAUGACGAUAAGCUUGAUCACAGAUAUGAAGACCGGUAUUUAAGCUUAAUGGGCUAAUUCACCUGAGUCUUAUGCUGAGACUUAUUGAGAGUGUAAAUGACCUGAAGUUGAACCUAUACAGUUAAAUCGUUAUGGCCUUGCGCUGAAACCUUGUACCUUUGAGGAGGAAAGAAAAGAAAUACAAUUGCUGGUGAUUGAUGUAUCGG